Bipolaris sorokiniana ND90Pr is the source of this 1308-nucleotide messenger RNA. RefSeq lists its product as uncharacterized. The record is from RefSeq and is a predicted model, not a curated record. Bases 1 to 1308 code for a protein of 435 amino acids. The transcript has 6 exons. NCBI's taxonomy places the organism in Eukaryota, Fungi, Ascomycota, Dothideomycetes, Pleosporales, Pleosporaceae. Gene Ontology annotation, molecular function: peroxidase activity.
AUGAAGGUCUCAGUACUAUGCAUUGCAACGCUCUUCUCAUUGCCGACCUUUGCCUUUCCUGCGAGCAUGCUCAAAGGCGACAUCAGUAAAACGACCCUUGCGGAAUUCACCGCUCUCACGGAGAGGAUCUCAAGAGAUCUAGAGAGCAAGCGAUCAGGAGCCCACGUCAAACGUGCGUUCAAUGCAGAGGCUCAGCGCAUCAGCACUAGUGGUGACCAUAAAUAUAUUGCGCCAGGCCCCAAUGAUCUCCGUGGACCUUGUCCUGGUAUCAAUGUUAUGGCAAAUCACGGUUACCUUCCCCGAAAUGGCAUCUCCACAAUCACACAAAUGACUACAGCCGCCAAUGAAGUAUUUGGUAUGGGCCUGGAUCUAUCCGCAUUUCUGGCAGUCUACUCCGCCGUCAUGGCAGGUGAUCUCACCUCUUUUUCGAUUGGUGGUAAACCUAAGACUGGUGGGCUCUUAGGCGGUGUCGUCUCGUCAAUCGGGCUUCUCGGAGAACCACAGGGCCUGAGUGCGUCACACAACCGCUUCGAGGUUGAUGGAUCACCCACACGAUCGGACUUGUACGCAACUGGCGACCCCGUAUCUCUCAACUUGGCCUUUUUCGAGCAGCUCCUCUCUAUGCCGCUUGGCAAGAACGGCAUUGACAUUCCCGUCCUAACCGCGUUCCGUCUUGAUCGCACGAGGCACUCGAUCGCUACGAAUGGUUAUUACUUCUCGGGCCCUCUACAGACCCUUGCGUUAAAUCCCGCCACGUAUCAAUUCACCUACCGUUUCUUCGCUAACCACACUGCUGAGAACCCUGAGGGCUAUCUCGAUGCUAAGACACUUAUGUCAUUCCAGGGUGUCACUGGAGAAAAGGGUAAUUAUAUGUGGGCUCGCGGGCAAGAGAGGAUUCCUGAAAAUUGGUAUCGUCGCGUCAUUGGUGAUGAUUACAGCAUCCUUUCGUUCACUGCUGAAGCUGUUUCGCUUGAAGUAGCCCACCCCGAGUUGAUCCGAGUUGGUGGGAAUACCGGCCAGCCAAACUCGUUCACUGGUACAAAUACUAACCUUUUACACCAAUCUUCAGGCAACGUUUUUAAUGCGCAGACACUUCUUGAAAGAAACAACCUGAUGUGCUUUGCGUUCCAGGCAGCUAGCGAAGGUGCUCCUGACAUCCUCCGUGGAUUGUUUGGCAACAUCUUGAUCGCUGUGCAAAAGCUGGCAUCUGUUCUAGACCCGAUCAUUGCAGAACUUGGGUGCCCCGAGCUUGUUAAGUACGACAAAUCUCUGUUCAAGGCCUUCCCUGGUGCCGGAAGUGCGGUGUAG